UAGAGAUAAUGUGUCUUCCCAAGAAACAACUUCUGACAGAAAUUUGCGUCGGCGUACUAGAUAUGCACAAAUGUCACCGGAGAGAAAAGAAUUACUUUUAUCCCAGCUAAGAAAAAAAAGGGCUGAAUCAAAAAGACAAACACUCCUUCAUCAAUCAAAUAGUACUGGCGCUCUUACAAUUACCACUUCUUCGUUAUCUCCUCAACAAGUUGAAGCUUCCAAACCUACAAGCCUACCAGUUACUUCAACUAGAGGAGAACAUAUAGUUAAUUGCUUAUCUACCUUCGAAGUAGGAUCAACAUCAACUGCAUCUCAUGUUGCAAGCAAAUUAACUUCAAGACGUACUGCAAAUAAAGGAACAACUUAUUCAAUCAAGGGUAAUUGUUUAUAUAGUUCUAGCUGAAGGAAAUGACAGGAUGACCUACCUAAAAAUGCAAAUAAAUGAUGAUGAG
Solanum stenotomum is the source of this 452-nucleotide messenger RNA. RefSeq lists its product as uncharacterized. Bases 71 to 403 code for a protein of 110 amino acids. NCBI's taxonomy places the organism in Eukaryota, Viridiplantae, Streptophyta, Magnoliopsida, Solanales, Solanaceae. The transcript is spliced from 4 exons. The record is from RefSeq and is a predicted model, not a curated record.